Molecule: messenger RNA, 8286 nt
Organism: Rhopilema esculentum
Lineage: Eukaryota; Metazoa; Cnidaria; Scyphozoa; Rhizostomeae; Rhizostomatidae
Product: glucose-6-phosphatase 2
Biological process (GO): glucose 6-phosphate metabolic process; gluconeogenesis
Cellular component (GO): membrane
Molecular function (GO): glucose-6-phosphatase activity
Source: RefSeq, a predicted model, not a curated record
AAUUUACUCAACUUUUGGUUAAUGAAGUUUACUCCUUGUGUUUACUCAACUUGUGUAAAGUUUAGCGAAAGUGGGUAAAUGUUACUAAACUUUUUACUAAACUUCACCCAACUUUUCUGAACUGGGAGCUGUGUUGGACGCUGUUGGAUUGUAGAGGGUCUUGAAUAGGAAUUUGGUUUCCGUUUGUUUCAGGGCCGCACUUCCCACUUGGCCCACGGGACCCAUUAACAAAUAGGGGCCCAAAGAAGUUUUAGGAAGUUAAAUAUGGUAACAUCGGGUUUCGUUUGCACGCGUUCUUAUCAGUGCGCAAAUGCAUAACCUUAGCGUGUGCAAUCUUCAAAAAUUGAUUGGGAUGAUUUCAUCCUAUACCAACCUAACUUCACCAAACUUCAGUACAUCUAUCAAGUAAUGUAAAACUAUGAAUUGUCUUAAACGAAAUGCCAAAAACUUAAUAAAAUAUACAACCUCUUACAUCACCACUUAUUUUUUUAGUGGAUUUGAAAGGCAGAGUUUUUGCAAGCACGCCUCCCAGAAGAUCAAUGUAAACAAAACAUAGUUUAUUCAAGGCUUCAAGUACUAAAAACCUUGUUAUGAGAUGACAUCGGACGUUAGUCGAAACCUUUUUAAUUACUUGGUUCGAAACCUUUUUAAGCGAAAAAAACCAGAUUUUAUAGGAAUAGGCAAAAAAGAAGAAAAUAUAAGGCAGUUAGAGAGCAUGAGAUCGUCCAAUCUGCUGACAGAUAAAACAAAAAACAACUGGACGAUAACGAUGAUACAGUCAACGCAAACAUUGAAACAGAUUGUAAAAUGUUCAUUCAAGAAGCACAAAAAGCUGAAGCACUAGAAAGUAUUGUACUGUGACUCCCUUACGAGCUUCUCGCUAGAAACAAUUUCAGCAUUUAUGUCAAUGUGCCGUGACCUUUCCUCAAAAGGUUGGACCAAGACGUGAUCAAAAUUCAGUUAUUGGACUCCUUUUUUGUUAAAAACUCCAAGCCAUCAAGAUAAGACCCGGUAUCAAGACUUUGACCUAACAACAGGAUGUGAGAGAUUUUGCCCCGAUCUGAAGAAAACCCAUCCAACUAUGUUAUUUAGAUAAAAUUACCUCAAAGAGCUUCAAAGAGUGCAUUUUCAGGCGAACUGAAAACAAUCAUAUUUGAAAAUUUUCCAUCCUUUCCUUGGCAACCAUGGUGUCGCCUCGGGUAGUACGAAAACGUGUUCUUGAGGACGCAUAUUUAUCACAAAAAUUGAACAAAAAAUCUAUUUUUUCAUAUACAAAGUAGAAAAUAUAUUUGUUUGACUCAUUAAUUGAAUCUUUGUAGCUGCAUAAACAACAUUUUAACUAUGACUGUGCCUUCCCACUAAUGCAAAUGGCGAUACGAUGCACUUUCUCAUUGGUUCGGGGUCCUUCAGACAAAUGAAUAGAAUAAUAUAGCCAUAGGUAAAAUCAAUUUUAACUCGUCUCACCAUCAAAUACAAAUAACCAAUGUGAUUAAAUUAUUUUAAAACUAUUAGAACGUGUACUGUACAGCUACAUCUCAUCGGCUGAUUGUGUGAUUGCGUGCUGUCCAGGUCAGGGGUCAAGGCGAAUGACGCAAGCAUAGUAAAAGGACGCAAGCUUGUAUUUUCUAUUGACACAAGCUGCUGCUGACGUGGGGGCCUUUUGUUUAAUUGCUGGGUGAAGUUUCUGCAUUUCUUUACCCCUCAAAACUUUAUCGAAACAUCCUAAAAGGAAUUGUUUCACAAUAAAAAGCAACCCUUCUACCCAUGAUCAUCAUCAAAGCAAUAGGGUUUCAAAAAUUCGCCUAAUUUGAUUAGAAUAUGCUUGUUGUAUACCUAUUAAUCCCCCGUCUCGAUAUUGCUAGUGACGACGUAAGGGGAUUGUACAUAAAGUAAUGACGCUGGCUAGACUUAAGCAGGUUUCUUGAUAAAUAUACCAUGGACCUUUGAUCGGUUUCAGUUCGAAAUGGAUUCUGAGAUAGUAUACAAGUUGGGUGCAAGCACUGUGCUAUGGGCUCAGACCCAUUUGCACUUUCUAGAGUCGUUUCUUUUGUGGUGCUCACGAGCAGGAGACCCACGCAACAGCUUCCUUGUUUAUUUUCCAAUUUGCUAUGCAUUUAGAAGAGAUUUUGGAGUACAAUGUCUGUGGAUUUCGUCUUUGACAGAGUGGACCAAUGCCCUCUUAAAGUGGUUAUUCAAUGAUGACAGGCCCUACUGGUGGGUAAAAGAGAAAAAGUUUGAAAAUCCGAACAAUGAAUUGAAACAAUUUUCAGUAACUUGCGAGACAGGCCCAGGAUUUCCUUCUGGUCAUGUGAUGUCUGUAACAGCUGUUGGACUUCACAUUGCACUUGAAUUAGAUAAAUUGAUUGAUCAUGCGCCUCAUCUGAGUUUGCGAUUGAAAACACUCUUCAAGUUUCUUGUUUAUGCCACGUAUUUCUUCAUGAUAUUGUCCGUGGCUCUCUCAAGAGUAUACGUUUCAACACAUUUUCCUCAUCAAGUUUUUGUAGCGGCUUUCAUCGGAACCGCAGUAACACUUGCUGUUCAUAAUGUUUCAUGGUAUCUAGAUCUUUCGAGUGGUCUUGUGUGCUCUGUUUCGUCGAAUACAAUGCUUAUCAUCGCUAUCGUAUUCCACAAAGCUAUUAUUUUAUCAGGCUAUGAUCCAUCUUCUACCGUUUGCUUGGCAAAAAAAUGGAGCCGUAGAAAAAGCUGGGUUCAUUUAGACACAACACCCUUCUUCGCAAUAAUAAGGGACUGUGGUACACUCUUUGGGCUGGGGAUGUCAACAUUCCUUGAUAGCAGGUCAGCUGAGUCAUUCUCCGGUUUCAGUUUAUUGCUGACACUAAUUUUUGACUUCAUUUUUGUUAAAUCAGUCGAGAGCAUUAAUAUAUUUCACGAACAGGUUAUGUUAUUCUAUCUUCGUGCAUACCUAAAAUUUGCUUUGCUCCCUAUAAUCAUAACAGUUUUGACACCAUAUGUACUAGAAAGUUUCGAAAUGACGUUACAAUAUGCUUUAUAUUAAAGAUUCUUUAUUGUAAAUAAAUAUAGAAUUGUCAAAUAAGAAUUUUACCCACUACUUUUUAACUCGAAAGUUUCACUGAUCACUAAUUCAUAUUUUCACUCCUUUUUUGAUUUCCUAAAUGCCCAUCUGCACCGCAUUAAUUGACGUAUAGCCUGAAAUUGUUGCUUGCACUAAAAAAGGCCGAAUCAUUUGCAAUGAACUUAUGAGGAACUCGUGGUCAAGACAUCCGUUGCCCAUUCCGAUUUAGUUCGUAUAAGCCUAUUUUCUGCCUUGUGAUUGAAAUAUCGUACUGAAGUAAAAAAAUACAUAAAAUUGACAAUUGAUUUCGGCGUGGUAACUGUUUCAGAGUGUCACGUUGGUGAAUUUGCAUCUCAGAUAACAACAAGUUUGACUCUGAUAAUUAAGAAUUGUUACAUCUUUCUCUGUCCUCUUCAUAAAUAUUCAUGUUAAAUUUGUACAAGUUUGACAAUUAAAUCUCUAAAAAUGUUGCGCAGCAAAUGAUUCACGCAGCUAUAACUAUAAAAAAUACUAUCAAGAAUAUCUCACUGAUAUUGAACAGGGAGCUCCAUCUAGAAGGAAAACAUCUUUGAUCUCGCACUCCGUUUAAAGUCAAGGAUAACCAACAAAAUCAAUAUAUUGAUCGUAGAGAAACCAAGAUGACAAAUUUUUACCUAAAAGCUAAAUUUUUAUUUUAAAAUGGUAAGAGCAUUCAAAAUUCACCAAGCAGUGGCUACUAUUUUAGCAAUGUUCACUUCACUCUGGCCUUUAUAAUGAUCAAGAAAAAUUAACUGAUCAAAAUCCCAAAUGCAAAAAUAUUUUUCUUGAUAUUGCUUUAAACUGAACCAUAUUAUUGUCACAUCAUAUCGUGAAUCUCACAUCAAAGCUUUUCAAACGUUUUAAACGAAAGACUCUCGUUGAGUCAUCCUUCAUAAGAAAAUCGGAAGAAACAAUAAGUAACAAUAGUGAAUAUUGAGAACAGAAAUUUAAGAAGUAAAAAUAUCGAGCAAAGACCCUAAAGAGAGAGAUAGUAGAAGUUAAUUAGAAGAAUUUUGAAGGAAGAGGAAAACUGUUUUGUCUAUGGUUUGUGAUGCUGAAUUCAAGAUUAUUCGCCGCACACGCCUCUUAUUAAAGUUCAAUGAACUAACCUGGUUUCAAAUUGUAAAGCAUAUUUCCCCAAAAUGACGAGUAGUUACCGCUACCAACUCUAUGCUGAACUCUUAUGUAAUCGUUUCCGUUAUGAUCUGCCAUAAAUGCUUUGAUCGGAUAAAAAGUGUUUGACGACAACUGGCCUGGGUCCAUUUCUACCGAGCUCGGAUUCGAAUAGCUAACAAUGAAAAAAAUAUAUGCUUUCUGUAUUUGUAAAAGAUUGUAAAACGUUACAAUACAAUGAGACUGUAUUUAGCCAACAUCGGUUGAGAUACGUGCGAAACGAUCAUUGCCUGUGCUUUGAUCACAACGAAACCAGCCAGAUGCUCUAGAUGAUCUCUUGAAGUUCUAAGUCAUUCCUGGACCCUUUUCUUGAAUUUUAAAAUUCACAUCACACCGUCCCCCACCAAAUAUCCCCAUCCUAGAAGUAGGAGAUACAAAUGUUGCUACAUUAGCGACCUUGUUCCUAUGUGAUGAUGCUGAGUGAAGAAGCUUUUGUCAUCGCUAUUAAGCAGAAUGACUCCCCUGAUUUACAUAGAUUUACUUCCCUGAACAUCUAGCCUUGCAAUCGCAUAGAAGCCCAAUGGCAAAUUAAAGGCUUAAACUGAAGGGUUAUCAACAAAUCGAGCUAGAGAGGGAAUAAAUGAUAAUAUUAAAUAAUAUAAAAGAAUCAAAUUUCUACCAAAAAAUUUUAUAAAUGAUGUGAAUUAAUAAGAAUUCUUUACCGCAAUUGUUCACAAUUUGUAUUAAACAAAUCACAGAGGACUUUACAAAAAUAGCAAAGACAGAAUGUAAGACUUCAUUGCUUUAAUAUCUUGACCAAAACAAAGACUAGAGUGUAAAAAAUUGUCAAACGUCAAAAAAUAAAGCAUUUAUUACAUCAAGAAAUGUUUUUAAAAGUAUGAUGCUCAAAUCCCAAGAGUAGAGACGGAAACACGUAAAAUGACUUCUGAAAUUUCCUUUUCGCAAAGAAAACCAUGAUAAUUGAGUCAAUUACAUUCUUUCGACUUCUUACAUUUUGUUGGUCAAAUAUUCAAAUGAAUAUCAUCAUGUUUUCAAAAUCCUUGAAACAAAGCGUAUUUUGUUAACAGGGUCUUUGCUGAUAACUGCACUUAGUGUUGAAGAAUAAUUUGAAUGACAUCAUUUGCUGUUGCUUGAAAAAUGAAGAUUACUUUUCUAUUUAGAGAAAAAAAUGCAAAAUUUUUCCUUUUCUUAUCGAUGAUAUCCUGAUAAGGAGGAGGCUGUUUUCCUGGGGAAUGAGAACUAGUGACGUAGUUCUCUCUAAAAGGGAAAUGAAUGCUAUUACAUUGUUUCUCGACUCGACUGGAUUUUGUCGAAAAGGAAUUGUAUCUUUGAAAGAAAUAUAAAUAUUGGUUACCCAUUGAUCUUCUCAAGUAUGUUUUAGGUAUAGGCUUUACAUCUGUUGCAUCAGGAAAUUUCACACCAGGCCGAAAAAAUCCGGUGUUAUGGGCUGUACCGUUGUCAAAAGCAACGAUUUCAUAUCUGAAUCCUUUUAGUAAGUCAACUUCAGCUGAAUAUUUCCUGCAGUGAUAGAAAAUAUGUUUGCAAUUUCGUGUUGAAUGCAAGUUACAAAUAAUUAUGGCAAAAUAACACAAUAUGAUCAAAGACAUAAUUAAAUUUUGAACUAAGUAGGAGAAUACACGAGCACGAGCAUCUCCAGGUUUAUAGUUGGUAAAUCUUAUAGUUGGAUUGAACUUUGAAGGUACUUUGAUUUGAUAGGAUCUGCAAAUGAGAGUUAAAAUGGCAGUGUAAAUGUAUACUGUACCAAGAAGUUUUAUUUCAAUGAAUAUUAUAUAAACGAAUAUCGAUAUAAUAUCUUGAACUAAGUAGGAGAAUACACGAGCACGAGCAUCUCCAGGUUUAUAGUUGGUAAAUCUUAUAGUUGGAUUGAACUUUGAAGGUACUUUGAUUUGAUAGGAUCUGCAAAUGAGAGUUAAAAUGGCAGUGUAAAUGUAUACUGUACCAAGAAGUUUUAUUUCAAUGAAUAUUAUAUAAACGAAUAUCGAUAUAAUAUCAUAUACCUCCCAUAUUUUUCCAUAUUCUGUUCAAGACUGUUCUGGUUAAAAAUAGUUUUAUCAAAAUCACUGAAUUAAUUUUUACUGUUCUGCUCUUAAUCUUUUUAAACCUUUUAGCUCGUUGUUUCUUAUUUGUUGUUUAGCUAUCAUUAUUUUCUGCUCUCAUGAAUGGCAAAAAGCGAUUUAUAGCCAUAAGAUAACAAUAUGAUAAAUAUUAAUUCCAAUUACGGUUUCCACGGCCUGAUCCUCCUAAACUUGAACUCCAAAAAACAGCUUUACUAGUUUUCCCUAGAGUAAACAAUAAAAGGAGUACUGACGCGCUGGCAGGAGGGGGAAGAAGGCAAUUGCCCCCCCCCCCCCCUGGCAACCAAAUAGUUGGCAAACGAGGACAAUUUACAUAAAAGAACUAAACAAUACUAAAGACGGACUUGUAGAGAGCAACAAUCACCUUGCAAGAAUCACCUCGUCUUUCUUAGAAACUUUGAUGCGCUUAACAACGAUUGUCAAGCACCAUCUCAAGAUCUCACACUAAAUCUAAAUGCUUUUUGCACAAAGCAGAUACCAGGGGCUUCAUUCUUUUUUACUAUAUAUGCAUCCUAUCGAACAGUCACGCUUUUUCGUUUCGAUGUAAAAAGACAAAUUAUAAGCUGGAUUACUUGAUGAAUAUACUUGAUACAUCUUGAAGUAUGGUUUAAAUAUGGCAAGAGAUGUCCGAACGAAAUUUUGGAAGUUAAGGUAAUGAUUUUCCUACUAUUUUGUGCUAUAGUAAAAACGCGUGCAGGUUCAUCGGCAGGGCCUAAUGAAAAUAUAGGUGGUAUCCGAAGAGUUAAAAUCUUACUUAAACGUUCCAUAAUCUUGCGACAAAAAAGACAUAACUGAAACGAAACAAGAAAUAAUGGCUUGAGUCACCAGCAUGAUGGAGAAAAUAAAAAGCUUGGAGACAAACAUCAAUGUUUUGGAAUCCAAAAACGCCAUUUUGGAAAGUCAUAUUGCUCGCUUGAAAUCAAACCAAGAAAGCCAUGAACAGUACUCUCGCAGAUUAUGCUUAAGGAUUGUCGACAUCGGAUUCUCUGAAGAUAGUAAUCAUGAGACAAGUGAAGAUGUUUUCCACAAAGUUGAACACGUUUUACAGAAAUUGGAGUUGGUCUGCGCCAAUCGGAUUGGUCCAAAAUAAUCAGGAUCUUUCAUGAGUUUAGAGAGACCGCCACCUCCCUACCCCAAAUCUCCCUCAAUAGUGCCGUCACUGAUUAUCAUUGUUGUGCUGUUUAAUGAAACAGCCCCCACAAGGACAAUCAAAAAACUGUAAGGUAUUACAAAGAAUAACAUACUCUAUUUGAAAAUUCCCGAUCACGCCUAAUUGGAAGGUUUUUCAGUACGCCACAGAAAGAGAGAAACAUAUCUGCGUGCUUACGAGCUCUUGUACUUUUCUGCACAUUUCCAAAACUUUGAAUGAAAAUUUGAAGAAAGCCAAUUGAAGGGUGCCAUUUGACCUUUUGCCCCCCCCCCCUUCGAUCUCAUCCCUAGCACGCCACUGAAACAGAGCAGAGCCCACUUGAUGAUAUUUAUUCCAUGGCUACAUAAAUGUCUUUUCAAUAUUUUAACGCAAAAAAUGCAAUUCAAAUACCACCAGAAAAAGACAACAACAAACAACUCAAAACAUCGCUGUGCGUAAGAGUAUGACGGUAAGCUAAUCGAAAGAAAGUAAAAUUUUUCUAGAUAACUAUAAAAAUUUUACUAUAGAAGAUUGAGUGUGUAAAAUAUUUGCAUUGAAUUUGAAAUCAUGAUAACAAGCCAUGUCUUUGAAAAUAUAUCUUUAAUAACUAAACAGAAUAUAUCAUCUUAAAGUGUAAAUCAUCUUUAAGGACCAAGUCUAGGUUUGUUUUUAAAUUCUUCAUAAUUCUACAUUAACUUUGAGGCUCUUUUCUUUAUGAUACCCCGCAAAAACGAUUGAUCUUCUACACUGAAUAUGCAAUUGACCCUGAUCACUUUAAUUUAUGUGAGGACUUCGAAAAAAAUAGUUUUGAAAACCACUUAAUUUUUUCCACUGUCCUCCUAUUUUUCGAAGUUUUCUUUUUCUAACAAUACACU